This is a messenger RNA of Lates calcarifer (barramundi perch), 6864 nucleotides long. It is a transcript of the gene prrg3, whose product is annotated as transmembrane gamma-carboxyglutamic acid protein 3. Gene Ontology annotation, molecular function: calcium ion binding. The record is from RefSeq and is a predicted model, not a curated record. The coding region runs from base 130 to 849 and encodes 239 amino acids. The transcript is spliced from 4 exons. Lineage: Eukaryota; Metazoa; Chordata; Actinopteri; Centropomidae. Gene Ontology annotation, cellular component: extracellular region.
UGUGUAUCACGGUCACUGUAGUGAGUCGUGUGGGAGUUCCCUUGUGUCCGGGAUGAAAGGGAAAAGGCUUCUUUUCUUACCGGAAUGAAGGUCUGCAAUCUGUCCGUGUGUGAAUAGCAGGGCAGGAGUAUGGCUGUAGCGUUCCUCAGUGAUAAGGAUGCUCAUUCUGUCCUGAAGCGUUUCCCUCGAGCCAACAGCUACCUGGAGGAGCUGAGACAGGGGAACAUAGAGAGGGAGUGUGGUGAGGAGAGCUGCAGCUUCGAAGAGGCCAAUGAAGUGUUUGAGAACAAAGAGAGAACGAUGGAGUUUUGGAAAACUCGCAAUGCCUAUACAGUGAGCAGCAGCGAAGGACGCUCAGAGCGUGCCAACACUGUCUACAUGGUGGUUCCUUUGCUGGGCGUGGCACUGCUCAUCAUCAUCGGCCUCUUCCUCCUUUGGAGGUGCCAGCUUCAGAAGGCCACCCGUCGACGGCCUGCCUACACCCAGAACCGCUACAUGGCCAACAACCGCAGCACCCGCAGCCUGCCACGCAUUCUGGUUUACCGCGAAACAGUGGCACACAUCGAAAGCUCACACCAGGAGUCCAACUCACAUCCCACUGUGGUGGUGAGUGGUGCUGAGAGAGGAGGAGGUUCUCAGUCGGAUUCACGUGGCCUCAACCAACAGAACACUCAUGCCCUCUAUAUUCAGGACUCCUCUCUGUCUGUGGCUUCACGGUUGUCUGGCGCCACGCCACCUCCAUCUUAUGAGGAGGUGACAGGACACCUGGAAAGCAGUGGUGAUGAGACCUCAGCACCUUCAUACACUGAUCCUCCACCCAAAUAUGAGGAAAUCAUAAAGGAGAAAUGAAAGAGGCAAAAAUAAUGCAGGUUAUUGCUCCCCAACUGUAUCUGAAGGAGGCUAAGGCUGGCAAAAAAGUUGGUCUGUACUAUAUUACUUUGUUUCACUCAUGGGUGCAACCAAAAAAGGAGUUACCCUCAUGAAUCUGAGUGUUGUCCAGGAUCACUGUUCAUAAUUUACCUUAAACCUCCACUCAUUUCUUUUGUAUUCAGUUUGUUUGGUGAACUGUGAAUGGCAGACUUUGUCCCCGUGCAGCCACAGUAGGGACCAAACAACAAGGUGCAUGAGAGAAUUUGACAGGGAAAAUACACAGUGGCAGGAAAAAGUAUGUGAAUUGUCAUAAAACAUGACCUGAUCUUAAAAUCUUCAUCUAGGUAUCUAAACACAAUUAGCACCUAUGAAGACAAUGUGCUUAAGCUAAUAACACACACACACACAUUAUAAUCUUUUGUGUUUUUAUUGAACACAGCCAUUAAACACAGUACUGGUGGAAAAAUUAAGUGAACCCUUGGAUAUAAUAACUGUUUGAACCUCCUUUGGCAGAACUGACCUCAAAUCAGCUCUUCCAGUAUCUGCAGAUCAGACCUGUACAAUAUUCAAGAGGAAGUUUCUUCCUCCACAACAACUCUAUUGGGUUCAGGUCUGGGCUCUGACUCCAAAAGGUGGAUUUUCUUUAUCUGAAGUCAUUCUGUAGUACAUUUACUUUGAUGUUCAUGCCCAACAUCUACUGAUGUUCAGCUGGUGAACAGCCACCCUGACAUUUUUCUGGAAAAUACCUUGAUAAACUUGGGAAUUCAUUUUCCCCUCGAUGAAGGUGAGCCAUUCAGACCCAGAGGCAGCAAAGCCCCAAAUCAUGAUACUCCCUCUGGUCAUACUGCAUCUUUGACAUUAUGUUUUCAUGUUGGUUUGCUGUCCUCUUUUUAUGCCAUAUAUAGUGCUGCAUGAUCUUCCCAAACAGGCACAAACUUCAGGCAGGCAGUCUUUUUAUAGAGAGCAGCAUUAUGCUCUAAGCAGCCAUGCUCCAUGAUCUGUGUAUAGUGGACUGAUGAACAGAGAUGUUAACCAGCUUGUGAUUCCUUUAAGCCUGUAACUGUUGACUGGGCUUCUUUUUAACUCACUGAUCUCUCUGCUUUCUGCCUUUGGAGUCAUUUUAGCUGAAUGUAGAGUAGCCACAGAACUAAAUCAUUUCCAUCUAUAUUGAGUUUGUCUGACUGUGGACUGAUGAAUAUCUAAACUCUCUGAAAUGACUCUGUAACCAUUUCAGCUUUAUGUACAUCAGCAAUUCUUGAUUAUAAAUCUUCUGAGUUAAAGUAACUAAAAUUUUCUGUUAUUGGUUAAGAUACAUUUUGGUUCUUGAAGAGGGCUAGAAAAGCAAGUAGGUUUACAUGCACAUUAGGGGAUGGCACUGGGAGCUGUCAGACAAUUUGUCAUACAGAUAUUAUAGAGUAUUAUUUUAUCUGCAUCUACAGUUCUCUUUCUCUCUGAGUGUGUCAUUACUUUUGUACUUAAUUACACACAGGAGAAAGUUCUGCUGUUGACACUCACCGAGUACUUAAUUAGGAACAUCAUACUAAUACUGGGUAGUUCCUCCCUUUGCUCUUAAACAGCCUCAGUUCUUUGUGGUAUGGAUUCCUCCAGAUGUCGGAAACUUUCCUCUGAGAUUCUGCUCCAUGUUGAUAUGACUGCACAACAUCAUUUCUGCUGAUUUGUCAGCUGCACAUUCAUGCUGUCGAUCUCCUGUUGUACCACAUCCCAAAGGUGUUCUACUGGAUUCAGAUCUGGUGACUGAGGAGGUCACUGAAGUGCACUGAUGACUUUUGCUUUGUGGCCAUGAGCUGACCUGGCAGAAAUGGACCUAGCAUGUAAAAAUAGUGGAGUUUGGAGAAGGAUCAGGCAUGGCUCAUGGACCAGGCUGGACACACAAACACACAAGCUAUAAUCAGGCAGCAAUUAUCAGACAUGUGGUGAAUCAGACACAGGGUUUUAUCAGAUUGCUUGAUGCACUUGUCAUGAUGUGCAGAUGACAAAGACUUGACAAAGAGACAACUUUAAAUUGACGAGCAGAGCGCUGGUUAACAUUUAUUGUUCCUUAAUAUUAACAGGGAAAAACGAUUGGUAUUUGUGUCUUCAGUGGCCAAUAGUCAAUCUGAUCACCAGUCACUGUGCAUAUAGUGAUUCUUUAAACUGUACAUACAAAGUUAGUUGUGGAGGUAUCAGGACUCUGAGCCAAAGCUGAUGUUUAGUUGGAUGUUCUCGUGGUUUAUUGCUGUAUUAGACUGGUUUUCAUCCAUCCUCUGAUGCUAAAUCUGUAUGCCCCCUCACAUCAUUCAACUGCAAACAAGACUGAGCUUAUUUGCUUUUCUAAUACUUGUUGUACUGCCUAUAUUUUGAUUGCUGCAGGCUUUUUAGACCACCCUCACACACCAGCUGUUGUUCACUGUAAGAGCAAAUCCCUGCCUUCAUGCUUCCAGACCCUGUGCUGUGUGGACAGUGUGUUACUUAGUUUUCGUGGGUCUCAGGCAGGACAGCCUGAAACAUUUUUUGUUUUGAAAAAUGCAGUGGAAAAAAGGGGUGUCUGCCAUGGCCUGAUGGUGAUGAGCCAAGUAUGGACUCUCUUUAGUGCUUUGGGUACAGAUGUGUGUGGACUGCUUGUCAUGAGAUCACCAAGUCCUCAGUAAUAAUUUCCUCAAGCCUGUGCCAUACAGAGGCAAGUUUAUUUAUUGCCAAACGUGCAUUGUCUUAACACUCAACAUAUGUCCUACCUUUGUAAAGAGUACGGUCUAGACCUGCUCCAUAUGAAAAGUGCCCCAAGAUCAUUUUUGUUGUGAUUUGGUGCUAUAGAAAUAAAAAUUGACUUGACCACCAUACUCAUGACCACCAGUCUUACCAUCUACAUGUGGAACAAACUGAUAUCUUCUCUGUACAGUGCAGCCAUUCUUCCUGCUGCAGUGUAUGGCAGAGGCUUUGUAUUAAUUAAAGUUAAAAUAGGGGUAUUUUUUCCAGCUACCAUAGUUUUGAUAAUCAAUUUAGCAGUUAGGUCAUUUAUUAAACAAAAUUGUUCCUGUGUCUCCACUGUGUGGAUUUGCUACUUGACUCUGUUUUAUAUUGUUGUCAAUCAAUAGAAUAAUUAAUAAUAAAAACAAUCUGUAGUUGCAAGGGAAGUGUAAAUAUACCAUUUUGCUCCCAAAAGAAAAGAGUCAUAAAACCUUCCUAAAUCCUGUUCUUCUCUUUCACUGACUUUGCUGCAAAAAAUGCAUAUAGUAUAUGAGGCUGUUUUGAACUGGAGCAUAUCAAGAGAAGAUACAGUUCAUGAACAUAAUGUAAUUCUCUGCAUAAAUAAUCCAACUAAAGAGACAUACAUUCACAAGUGCACCAUCAAAAUUAUGUGUAUGUACUACAUGCAUUUGAGUGCAUGUACUCCAUAUGUAUAUAUGCACACACAGUGCAUGUACCCAAAGAGCAGAAUCAACAGUUUGAGCUCUACACUCAGUGGUAUGAGUCAUUAUAGCACCUUUGUUGCAGUUGCAGUUGUUCUUACUGCAAUCUUACAAUUAAAACACAACUUUGUUUAUAGUUUAUACAUUUUGCGUGAUGCAGUCAGUGUGGCUGUAAAGUUGUGUGGAGACAAUCAAAGUAAAUAAUUUUAAAUAAUAAUGCUGGGUUGGAGACACGGUAUCACCAUCAGUGAAGACACGACACUCUGUAAUGCUGACAGAUGUUUAGAGCUGCACUGGGUAAACUUAAUAAUUUGUCUCAGUGGUCAAAAGAAAAGAAUAUUUAAAGUUUGAAAAGUUUGAAGGAUUCCUUUUACUUAAAAUCUUAUACUGUGUAUCAAACUGUUGAAGAGGCUCAGCAAAUAUCAGUGAGUCAGUGAAUGUUGGCUUGCUUCCUUUCAGGAAGCAGUUUUUUUUUACUCUUAUAUUAGGAUUCAUCUUUUCUUGUGGGUGUCCAUGCUUUACACAAUAAACUUGACUGGGUAAAUAGUAAAGGUAUGGAGUCUCAGUCAGAGGGUGGUGGUUGUCUUGUGUGAAGACUGUUAAAGAACCACAACACUUUUUCCCUAAAAGUCUGAGAUGAUUUAAAAUUAUUUAUGAUUUACAUUUUUAUUGGUCAUUUUCAUGUUCAAGUUGUACAGUUGUAGAUGUUUUCUUGCACCAUGCUUUUUUUGAUGCUACCACUUUAGACUACAUUACCAUGUAAUGAUAUAUUAACUUUGACAAAAACUUAAUGCAGACUUGAUGUUUACCAUGACAGCAAAUCAUACAUCUAUAUGUAUACACACAUCUAGGACCUAAGGCCUGAACUAUAAAGUGAGGUUACUGGCUUAUGAGAGUAACUUCAGGAGUAACUUAGUGACGUCGGGAGUAACUUUCUGAUUAAUCCAAAUCACUAAAGGUGGAUAGGUUUUACCUGAGGUCUGCUGACAUGGUAAAUUACACUGCAUUUCUAAACUGGUCUGGACAGUCAGUCUCAAUAACAAAAAACAACAAAAGAAACUAUUGUUUUUAGUUCCUUUUAAUAGCAGAGGAAAAUCUCUGACUGCUCUGAGAGUCCUGAAAGGAGGGAGCCACACAUAAAGUUGCCUGUGUUCAUCACCAUUAAAUACACAUAAAAGUAGAAAUGAUGAAAUGGGAUGACUUAGAUGUGUGUGUCAGGCAUGGCUGACACGAGUCCUCACCCAAAUCCUCCUGAAAAAGAAAAGUUGUUUCCUCAUGUCAACAUAUCAGCAUUGAUAAGUCCACAGAAAUCAUCAGUUAUUUCCUCACUCACCUGACGGUCAGAGGAAGGGGGGCCAUGCUGGUGGCUGCAGCAAAGCAACAUUAUCCCCCUGAACUAUACAGAAAACAGACAUGUGAACUGAUAUGGUAGUACCUUGUACAUAAAGUGUAGACACCAGGGUCAGAGGUUACUGACCCCUCAACCUCAUUAUUGUAAACCUCUGUAUGUGAAAAUGUGGCAGGAGGUGGUUUUCCUCCAGUUUUUCUGAAUUCAGCCUUUUUCUGUUUGCUUUGAAUACAUCAACAGGCUAAUGUCACGUGUAUUCAGUACUAAGGAUGAGAAUUAUCACUGCAGACCACUUUAUAGAAUGUUGUUAUAUGUCAUCAUGACUUGUUGCCAUGUUCAGCUUUCAGCUUUCCGCUGCAUGAAGUUCAUAUUUAACAUAGCAGCAAGAGCUCUGGGGAGAACAUUAUUAACAAUGAGUACGGGUCAGUUUCAGAAAUGGUGCCCAUGUGUCAACUAUAAUCCAAGUAUCCUAAUCAUUUUCACAUACUUGUCCUUACAUCUCAUAUUCACAUUCAAAUUCAAAUUAAGAUGCUGCACAAUCCUCAUGUAAAGCUUGCAUAUUGACUGCCUGAUUCUUCUCACACUGCUUGAAAACAAAGCAUUGCUGAACAGGUGCAUUUGCAUUUCUCCUUGACACAAAAUCAUAGACACUUUAUUUCUCCGUUUUUCCAAAGUGUAUCACAUCAUGUGACCAUCAAUGUGCUGUAUUCUCCUUAGUGCAAAAUAUUGUUUCUCUUUCCGCUCUAACUGUGCAUCCAAAAGUAUUAUGAUCAUGGUUGUAACACACCUGGGUUGUCCAUUUGAUUGGAAAUACUAUUUUCCCAAGCCCUUCCAAAAACGUUUUCCCACAUGACCUGAUGUAGGUCUCUGAUGAUGACGUUACUACACAUAAAGUGAUAUAAACCCUUGCCCAGCUAGUAAUGUUAGCCACUGAGAUGGACUGAGCCCUCACUGCAUGCUACAGCUGCUGCCCUACUAACAUGCUAACUAACAGACACACACACACACACACACACACACACAGAUGGUUCACUCACUGUUGUUGUUGUAAAAGUUAAAAAAAAAAACUCCUCCUACCAGUAAGCAGCUCUGGAUCAGUGUAUAAUCCUAUGUGACUUGUGGGUGCUCCUAUUCCGCUCCCGGUUUUCUCUCCACCAAACAACACCUAAUUGUAUAUGUGCGUUAAUAAUCCACUACAGCGCGAGCAUGAAAUAAUAAAAGGACCUUCUUCAUCUUCAA